Colletotrichum godetiae is the source of this 616-nucleotide messenger RNA. RefSeq lists its product as uncharacterized. The record is from RefSeq and is a predicted model, not a curated record. The coding region runs from base 31 to 297 and encodes 88 amino acids. The transcript has a single exon. Lineage: Eukaryota; Fungi; Ascomycota; Sordariomycetes; Glomerellales; Glomerellaceae.
GGUGGGGGAGGCCAGAAAUCUCUGGGAAGAAUGUAUAAAAGGCAUCGACUGGAAGCCCACAUCGUUGUAGCUCUUUCGCUUUGUAUCACAACAUCAACUUUUUACAAUUCUCUACUUUCUUCUACCUACACAAAGUCAGUCUACUUCUGUCCCAUUGCCGCAUGUCGACUUCCUUCCUUCACCGACACUUCAUACCACGUCAUUCCCAAUAGAAUAGGACGGAAAGAAACAUCAACCAAGACGGCAACCUGCAGUAAACAAAGCACCUCAAAUCUCCCUUUUUUUCCAAAGUCAUAAGAAAUAAGAAACAAUGGCGCCUCAAUCCAAGAUGACGGUACCCAUGCCCGCUCACGGCAGCGUGCUCGACAUCGGCGGCGGAAGCAUGUCCUCCACCAUCCUCGGGGACCUCCAGCGCGUCUUUGCCGUGGCCGCCAAGGGUAAAGUCCCGACCAUGCCCGACGAGCUGCUGUACAACGACGAGGGACUGGCCAUCUGGGCCGAGGUCAUCUUCACCCCCGAGUUCUACCAGACCCGUGACGAGAUGGUCUUGUUUGAGAAGAAUAGCGAGGAGAUGGCGACCGUCUACAUUCCCAAUGACGCCACCAUGAUUGACUUG